AUGAAUUACUGCAGGAUAGGAUUGAUGACAUACGGUUUCACUUUGUCGCCGUUUUCGGGGCCAUUAAGCGAUGAUAGUCAAAGACUUUUAAAAAGUCCGCGAAAACCACAAAGGAAAGUUCCGAAAAACCCGUACAAGGUACUGGACGCUCCGGAGUUGCAAGAUGACUUCUACCUAAACCUAGUCGAUUGGUCGUCACAAAAUAUGCUUUCCGUCGGUCUGAAUACGUGUGUAUAUUUAUGGAGCGCUUGUAAUAGUCAGGUAGUGAAACUGUGUGAUUUGGUGAACGAUCAAGAUACCGUAACGUCUGUACAGUGGGCGGACAAAGGUGAACUUCUAGCAGUUGGUACAAAUCGUGGUAUCACUCAGAUUUGGGAUGUACAUACGCAAAAGAUGACUAUGGAAUUAUCUGGUCAUACUUCACGAGUAGGUUGUCUGGCAUGGAAUGGUGAUCUGGUGUGUUCGGGCAGUAGAGACCGUCACAUCAUCCAACGCGACAUUCGACAACCACAUGUGACGGAGAAGAAGAUGAGCGCUCAUCGCCAGGAGGUGUGUGGUUUAAAGUGGUCUCCUGACAAACAAUAUCUGGCCUCGGGAGGAAAUGAUAACCAGUUGCUGGUGUGGUCAAUGCGGCGAACUGACCCUAGUCAAGUGUUCACCGAACAUAGCGCUGCUGUGAAGGCACUUGCUUGGUCGCCACAUCAUCAUGGUCUUCUUGUUUCUGGAGGCGGAACUGCAGAUCGUCAUUUACGGUUUUGGAACACUCUUACUGGACAGCCUAUGCAAGCUAUUGAUACUGGAAGUCAAGUCAUCAUAUGGAAAUAUCCAAGUCUCCAACCAGUAACCAAACUUUCUGGACAUCAGUUCCGCGUUUUAUAUCUAGCUAUGUCACCCGAUGGAGAGUCGAUCGUGACAGGUGCCGGCGACGAAACGUUGCGAUUCUGGCAUGUGUUUAGCAAAUCUGGUCAGCAGCGAACAGCUCGAAGCAAAUUGAAUCUUUUUCACAGUUUACGAUGA
Molecule: messenger RNA, 1017 nt
Organism: Angiostrongylus costaricensis
Lineage: Eukaryota; Metazoa; Nematoda; Chromadorea; Rhabditida; Metastrongylidae
Source: the annotation of a GenBank genome assembly